GUGGAAGUCUCUCUGCGCGCGGGAUUCAAGAGAAGAACAGCGCGCGACCAGCAGUUCGCGGUUAGUCGGCCCGGUCGGUUUUCCUCGCGCAGAGCACCGUCAGAGAAAACAAACAAACAAAUAAAUAAACAAACAGCCGUGAGAAGAAAGGAGGCAAACAUGGCGACUCCCCCGAAGAGAUCGUGUCGUGUUCCCGCCAGAGGGAAGAAGAUUUCCAUCGAGGGAAACAUCGCUGCAGGCAAGUCUACCUUUGUGCGUAUUCUGCAGGGGGCCUCAGAGGACUGGGAGGUGAUUCCUGAACCCAUUGGGAAAUGGUGCAACGUCCACAAUGACAGUGAAGACGUUUACCAGGAGCUGAGUUCCUCUCAGAAGAGUGGAGGAAAUCUGCUGCAGAUGUUGUACGACAAACCAAGCCGCUGGUCAUACACAUUCCAGAGUUAUGCGUCUCUCAGCAGAGUUCGUUCUCAGCUUCAGUCUCUGUCAGUCAAACUCAAACAGGCAGAAAAUCCUGUACAGUUCUUGGAACGCUCCGUCUAUUCAGACAGGUACGUGUUUGCAUCUAACCUGUUUGAGAGCGGUAACCUGUUGGAGACAGAGUGGAAUGUCUAUCAGGACUGGCACACCUGGUUACUGAACCAGUUUGAAACGGACAUCGCCCUCGACGCCAUCAUCUACCUGAGAGCGCCACCACAGCGCUGUAUGCAGCGUUUACUGCACCGUGGCCGUGAGGAGGAGCAGGGUAUUCCUCUGGAGUAUCUGGAACAGCUUCACUUCAAACACGAAGCCUGGCUCUACCACAGAAAUCUAAGGUUGGACUUUGAUUACCUGAAUGAUCUUCCUGUUCUGAUUCUGGACGUUGACGACGACUUCAAUAACGAUCGUAUCAAACAGGAAGCCAUCGUUAACAAGGUCAGAGAUUUUCUCUCCACGCUCUGAAACUUCAUCGUCCAAUCACAGCUGCUGAUGUCAGCGUGGGCUCAUCUGAUUGGACCAAUCAAACUCUGUGUCUCUUGAUGAACGUGUUUUUAUAUUUUCUUUACGACAAUUGUGUGUGUAUGUGUUGAAUGAGUUAUUUAUCAGACCACAUUUCCGUUCUUGUUUGUCCUGACUCUGAGGUGUAAGUGAACACUUCCUAAUGCAUUCAGUGACAGAUGUUUGUCUCUGUAAAUCUGUGUGAAUAAAUAGGCCUAUGACUAAAAGUU
Molecule: messenger RNA, 1202 nt
Organism: Labrus bergylta (ballan wrasse)
Lineage: Eukaryota; Metazoa; Chordata; Actinopteri; Labriformes; Labridae
Source: RefSeq, a predicted model, not a curated record